Suricata suricatta (meerkat) is the source of this 3591-nucleotide messenger RNA. It is a transcript of the gene ERCC2, whose product is annotated as ERCC excision repair 2, TFIIH core complex helicase subunit. Gene Ontology annotation, biological process: nucleotide-excision repair; positive regulation of mitotic recombination; transcription by RNA polymerase II. Gene Ontology annotation, molecular function: damaged DNA binding; DNA helicase activity; ATP binding. The transcript has 23 exons. Gene Ontology annotation, cellular component: nucleus. Bases 30 to 2312 code for a protein of 760 amino acids. NCBI's taxonomy places the organism in Eukaryota, Metazoa, Chordata, Mammalia, Carnivora, Herpestidae. The record is from RefSeq and is a predicted model, not a curated record.
UAACGCCGCUUGUAGCCGCUGCCGGCGCCAUGAAGCUCAACGUGGACGGGCUGCUGGUCUACUUCCCGUACGACUACAUCUACCCGGAGCAGUUCUCUUACAUGCUGGAGCUCAAACGCACACUGGACGCCAAGGGUCAUGGAGUCCUGGAGAUGCCCUCGGGGACUGGGAAGACCGUGUCCCUGCUGGCCCUGAUCAUGGCGUACCAGAGGGCGUAUCCGCUGGAGGUGACCAAGCUCAUCUACUGCUCGAGGACCGUGCCUGAGAUCGAGAAGGUGAUCGAAGAGCUUCGGAAGUUGCUCCACUUCUAUGAGAAGCAGGAGGGUGAGAAGCUGCCGUUUUUGGGGCUGGCUCUGAGCUCCCGGAAAAACCUGUGCAUUCAUCCUGAGGUGAUGCCCCUGCGCUUUGGGAAAGACGUCGACGGGAAAUGCCACAGCCUCACGGCCUCCUAUGUGCGGGCGCAGUACCAGCAGGACCCCAGCCUGCCCCACUGCCGCUUCUACGAGGAGUUUGACGUCCACGGGCGCCAGGUACCCCUCCCUGCAGGCAUCUACAACCUGGAUGACCUGAAGGCCCUGGGGCGGCGCCAGGGCUGGUGCCCUUAUUUCCUUGCCCGAUAUUCGAUCCUGCAUGCCAACGUGGUGGUUUACAGCUACCACUACCUCUUGGACCCCAAGAUCGCGGAGCUGGUCUCCAAGGAGCUGGCCCGCAAGGCCGUCGUGGUCUUCGAUGAGGCCCACAACAUCGACAACGUCUGCAUCGACUCCAUGAGCGUCAACAUCACCCGCCGGACCCUCGACCGCUGCCAGGGCAACCUGGAGACCUUGCAGAAGACGGUGCUCAGGAUCAAGGAGACGGAUGAGCAGCGCCUGCGGGAGGAGUACCGCCGCCUGGUGGAGGGGCUGCGGGAGGCCAGUGCUGCCCGGGAGACCGACGCCCACCUGGCCAACCCCGUGCUCCCCGACGAGGUGCUGCAGGAGGCGGUCCCCGGCUCCAUCCGCACAGCCGAGCACUUCCUGGGCUUCCUCCGGCGGCUGCUGGAGUACGUCAAGUGGCGGCUGCGGGUGCAGCACGUGGUGCAGGAGAGCCCCCCCGCCUUCCUGAGCGGCCUGGCCCAGCGUGUGUGCAUCCAGCGCAAGCCCCUCAGGUUCUGUGCCGAACGCCUCCGCUCCCUCCUGCACACCCUGGAGAUCGCCGACCUCGCAGACUUCUCUCCCCUCACCCUCCUCGCAAACUUCGCCACCCUUGUCAGCACCUAUGCCAAGGGUUUCACCAUCAUCAUCGAGCCCUUUGACGACAGGACCCCCACCAUUGCCAACCCCAUCCUGCACUUUAGCUGCAUGGACGCCUCGCUGGCCAUCAAACCCGUGUUCGAGCGUUUCCAGUCCGUCAUCAUCACGUCUGGGACGCUGUCCCCGCUGGACAUCUACCCCAAGAUUCUGGACUUCCACCCUGUCACCAUGGCGACCUUCACCAUGACGCUGGCCCGGGUGUGCCUCUGCCCGAUGAUCAUCGGUCGGGGCAACGACCAGGUGGCCAUCAGCUCCAAAUUUGAGACCCGGGAAGAUAUCGCGGUGAUCCGGAACUACGGGAACCUCCUGCUGGAGAUGUCGGCCGUGGUCCCUGACGGCAUCGUGGCCUUCUUCACCAGCUACCAGUACAUGGAGAGCACCGUGGCCUCCUGGUACGAGCAGGGCAUUCUGGAAAACAUCCAGAGGAACAAGCUGCUCUUCAUUGAGACACAAGAUGGGGCGGAGACCAGUGUUGCCCUGGAGAAGUACCAGGAGGCCUGCGAGAAUGGCCGCGGAGCCAUCCUGCUCUCGGUGGCCCGAGGCAAAGUGUCCGAGGGAAUUGACUUUGUGCACCACUAUGGGCGGGCCGUCAUCAUGUUCGGCGUUCCCUACGUCUACACCCAGAGCCGCAUCCUCAAGGCGCGGCUGGAAUACCUCCGGGACCAGUUCCAGAUCCGAGAGAACGACUUUCUCACCUUCGAUGCCAUGCGCCACGCGGCCCAGUGUGUGGGCCGGGCCAUCCGGGGCAAGACGGACUACGGCCUCAUGGUCUUUGCUGAUAAGCGGUUCGCCCGGGCCGACAAGCGCGGGAAGCUCCCACGCUGGAUCCAGGAGCACCUCACCGACGCCAACCUCAACCUGACGGUGGACGAGGGCGUCCAGGUGGCCAAGUACUUCCUGAGGCAGAUGGCUCAGCCCUUCCACCGGGAGGACCAGCUGGGUCUGUCCCUGCUCAGCCUGGAGCAGCUGGAGUCAGAGGAGACGCUGCGGAGGAUCGAGCAGAUCGCGCAGCAGCUGUAACAGCGGGCGAGGCCACUCCGUGUCCCCCCGGCCCUGGGUCCGGCCGCCGCGAGGUCAUCCCCGGUCUGUACAGCGAGCACACGGUACAGGCUUCCCGAUCUACGGCCUUUAAUCGCAGGAGGAGAGCGGCAAAGCCCACACAAUGGCGUACCCCCAAGGGGUGGGGAGCAGCUCCGGGAGAUGAAGGGCCACCCCUCCCUCCGAGGAGCGGCAGUGUGUGGUCUGGCAGCUUCACCGGGGGCCCAGGUCCUGGGUGCUGGUGCUGAGGGUCCGAGCGGCCUCCCUCAGGUGCUGGCCGGUGAACUGUGGGCGGGCAGGACGAGGCUGUGCUCCAGUCGCCGCCAGGGCCACCCGCCCGCGUCCUCGCCAGCCUGUGCCUCCCACGCCCAGCCUUGCCGCGGGUGGCCUCACCUGGGUCCCUGCAGCCUUUGGCCCGUCCACAUUCAGCACGUUGAGUGACAUGGCUCGCUUCAUUCUGUAAGAAGAGGGUGAGUCCCCGCGUGUCCGACGCCUCAUCUGGGCUGCACGCGUCGCAACCCAUGGACAGGGCGGGGGCGGGGAGGCCGCAGCAGGGCCUGUUGCUGAGCUGUGGAGACUCACCCUGCGGCGCCAGCCACCGCCUCGCCUCGGAGACGGGACACCAGCUUCUCGCUUCCACGCCGCAGGGACUCACGGAGCUUGGAGAACGAGCUGCUGCGCCGCAGGGUCUGGGGAGGGGCCAAGGUCAGCGCCCGCCACUCUCCCCGGCCCCAGCCCUGCAGCCGACGUGAGGCCCGGCCCCCGUCCUCACCUGGUCUGCGUCCCCAGCGGUGCCUGGGCGGGGGGCUCCUAGAACAGAGGGGGACAGUGCAGUGGGGCCAUGGGCGGUCAGCUCGGGGGCGGGGCAGGGCGCGGGGCUCACCCAGCGGGGCCGGCAGGUCCUCCCGGCUGAGGAUCUCCUUGUACAGCUCCUCCGCUUGCUGGUACUUGUUCUGCUUCAGGUAGGCCGAGGCCUGCGGGGAGGGCAGGGCCUGGGUGAGUGGGGCUCUGCUCUGGAGCUCCCUGGGCCAUCCUCCCCCCAACCUCCCACCUUGUGACCUGGGGCAGGUGACUGGCUCCUGCUCUGCCCUGGGCUAGCGACACAACCUCUUGGUGCCUCGGUUUCCUCAUUUGCAAAACGGGGCAGUAAGAGCACCUACCUCCCGGGGCGCUUUAGACAGUGGGUGGUACCAGGCAGGUACUUUCGGAAAAGGGGUCUGGAGCUCAAUAAAUAUCGGACUCUGUCCUCUCAGCCCCGCCA